Oikopleura dioica is the source of this 1464-nucleotide messenger RNA. NCBI's taxonomy places the organism in Eukaryota, Metazoa, Chordata, Appendicularia, Copelata, Oikopleuridae. The record is from the annotation of a GenBank genome assembly.
AUGGCAUGGCAACGUUACGCAGCUGGCUACGUUUCUGGAUGUACUAGGAACGAUGUCUUCAAUGAAACACAAAGCGAUCGAGUUAUUAAUGAGACAAUCGUUAAUUUUUCCGGCGAUGUUCUGCUCGAUGCUGGUCAGUCAGGAACAUCUGGGACGUACCGGGUCAGCGAAUUUGAUGUCUCCGACAAGCUAGAUUUUGACGAUCAUUACUGCUUUGGAACCAAUAGCGAAAUAUUCGUUGUCAAUGAGCCCUUCAUUCAUCGCGGCGAAGGCUGUUGCACCACUGACUUGACUGACGACGACGGUAACAGUGUCGCUAGCGCAAAUUAUACGAUAGAAGCCAAGGUUAACGACAUCUUUAAUGACUCCCCUACUGUAUACAGAAUUCCUAACAGAUGGAACAUCAUGUUCGGCUGCAACAACCAACAAUUCAACCUUGCUCCUGUCGACAACAACGGCGACAGUGUUCGUUGUCGCUGGGCAACUUCCGAUGAAGCGGGAGGAAUGGCGCGGGUAAACGGCAGAUUUGACUCCCUGGUUCUCGACGAGGAAAAUUGCAUCAUCACAUACGUACCUGGACAAAACGCUUCUCCUGGAACCCAACCGAUUGCCAUUCAAAUCGAGGAUUUCGACAGCGACGGAAAUAUGAGAUCUUCGAUUCCAGUCCAGCUUAGGGCGAAUAUUUGGUUUCCAGCUGCUGAUUUUCCAGCGUAUUGCGAUGGUCGACCGAGUUUCAAGGGAAACACACCCAACCAAGGGCGCAGCAUUGGUAUCUGGCAUAAGAUCAACAUCCUCUUCACCGCCUCGUACACUUGGAACAAUGAGGAGCGCUUCGACAUCGACCGAAUCGUUUAUUCCUUGCCUCCAGGAAUGACUUGCUUAGGAGUCAACAAAUUCACCGGCGAUUCCUACUGUUCCUGGGAGCCCGAUGAUGACUUGUGGAGUGAAAGGUCAACCGAGCUCUGCGCGAUUGCCUACGAUCCAAUGAACAGAAAUUCUGACCAAGUCUGUGUCACUCUUUACCUCGAUUUCCGAACAGUUACUAACCUUCCCGAAUGCAAUGUUUGCUCAGGUGCUGGAUUGACAACCGCCCAGACUUACGCUGAUUGUAAAAGCUCGAUGGCGCUACAGUCAUGCAUAGGCCUCGGACCUGGGGACAUCUGUGGAGUGGAAGUAAGAAUGGAUCGUGGAGAAGUAACGCAGCUGGAUAUAAGGUGCUUCAACGAACUGCAAUGCUUAAGAAGCUUAAACAACAACUUUAUGGCACCAUUUAUGUGGCAAAGUACUUGCCGGCCUGAGCACAAGCUUCAGACAAGACGAUUCGGCCAGUCGACAUGCUACGGCUGCUUGAGAGCGUGUGGCAACAGAGAACCCUGCUUCGAUCCGACCACAGCUUCAUUUAACUUGGAUGCCUUGCCAAGAAUUGCUUGGACUGAUGUGAAUUACAUGAACCCAAAUUACUAA